Messenger RNA from Ananas comosus (pineapple), 4945 nucleotides. RefSeq names its product myosin-6-like. NCBI's taxonomy places the organism in Eukaryota, Viridiplantae, Streptophyta, Magnoliopsida, Poales, Bromeliaceae. The record is from RefSeq and is a predicted model, not a curated record. The transcript has 3 exons. Bases 351 to 4739 code for a protein of 1462 amino acids.
UAACGCUCCUCCCAAAUUUCCCCCUUUUUUUUAAUUUUAAUUUCAAUUUCUUUUCUUUUAGGUUCAAAUCACCGUACCUCCAUCAAUAUUUUUCGUUCGAUUUAGAUCGUAAUUGGGAGAGAGUGGUGUUCGGUUUGAUUUGGAUCGCCGGGAGAGGAUUAGAAGAAGAAGAAGAAGAAGAAGAAGACGAAGAAGAGGAGAUUUGAGAUCACUGCAAGAAGACCUAGUUUGGAGCUGGCAAAAUCUCUGUUGCCUGUACCAAGUGCCGGAGCUCAAAUACAGCGAAGUUGAUGGAGUUCAGAAUUUCUCAAAGAUAACUCUCGAACUGAGCUAUACAGAGGUCAUCAAACAUGACGAAGAAACACAGAUUUAGGAACUUUUUAUCUUCCAUAGUUGGGGAUCACAUUCAUUCUGAUAACUCUCAUUUACUGGACAAGAAGAAAGAUAUUGAGAAGAAUGCAGAGAAAAUACAAAAGCUCUUAGGGGAGGAGCAUGGUCCAGAUGUCUCUGUGGAUUCAGUGGAUAAAUCUGAGCUAGCUUCUCUUUUUAAUGAUUUUCAUAAGGGUUACAAAGAUUUCUAUGAACAAUAUGAGCAGUUGAUUGAGAGCCUAAAGAAGAAAGCCCACAACAAAAGAGGAGGCAGCUCAAGUGAUUCGGAUUCAUCAGAUUCAGAUGCAGAAGAAAAUUCUAAAGGUCGCAAACCUCAGUUAAUUCCUUUUCAAGAUUACCAAACUCUCCAGGAGCAAUUAGAGUAUACAAGAAGGGAAAAAUUUGAACUCGAGAAUCAAGUUGACAAUAAAAGUGCCAAGAUUCUUGAGCUUGAAAAACUCAAAGACAAAUUGCUCGAGAGUGUUGAUAUCUUGCAAGCUGAGAAGGUAAUUCUUAACGAAAAAGUGGAGGCCUUCCUGAAGGAAGAGAUUCAUUUGAAUGAAAGGAUACGAAGUGCUCACGAAGAAAAUGAAACACUGCGAGCAGAAAAAACAGAAGCCUUUAGCAAGUUACAUCAGGCUGAGAAACUCAUAGAAGAAUGUGAACUAGAGAAACGUCAGGUGAAAGAAGAAUUGGUGAAAUUUGAAAUGGGAAUAAAAGUUUUGAAACAAGAAGCGGAGGAAAGAGCUUUGCUAAUUGCCGAGUUGAAUGAGCAAGUAAAUGAUGCAAUUAAGCAGAAGGGGUCAUUAGAAGCUGAAAACAUUGAAUUAUUGAACAAGAUAGAUAAGGCAGAGAAAGCGUUAAUGGUCCUCAGAGAUGAGUCUGAUGUAAAAUUAAAAUCAGUAACAGAGGAGUUAUCUUCAAAGAAUGAGCAGUUGUUAUCUGAGAAAGAAAGCUUGAAGCUUAAACUGGAAGCUGUAGAAGAAGAGAAAAGGGGCUUAAUGGCCCUCAGAGAGGAGUCUGAUGUAAAACUAAAAUCAGUAACGGAGGAGUUAUCUUCAAAGAUUGAGCUGUUGUUAUCUGAGAAUGAGAGCUUGAAGCUUAAACUGGAAGCUGUAGAAGAAGAGAAGAGGAUCUUGACGGAUCUCAGAGAUGAGUCUGAUGUAAAACUAAAAUCGGUAACGGAGGAGUUAUCUUCAAAGAUUGAGCUGUUGUUAUCUGAGAAUGAGAGCUUGAAGCUUAAACUGGAAGCUGUAGAAGAAGAGAAGAGGGUCUUGAUGGACCUCAGAGAUGAGUCUGAUGUAAAACUAAAAUCAGUAACGGAGGAGUUAUCUUCAAAGAUUGAGCUGGUGUUGUCUGAGAGUGAAAGCUUGAAGCUUAAACUGGAAGCUGUAGAAGAAGAGAAGAGGGUCUUGAUGGACCUCAGAGAUGAGUCUGAUGUAAAACUAAAAUCAGUAACGGAGGAGUUAUCUUCCAAGAUUGAGCUGGUGUUGUCUGAGAGUGAAAGCUUGAAGCUUAAACUGGAAGCUGUAGAAGAAGAGAAGAGGGUCUUGAUGGACCUCAGAGAUGAGUCUGAUGUAAAACUAAAAUCAGUAACGGAGGAGUUAUCUUCCAAGAUUGAGCUGGUGUUGUCUGAGAGUGAAAGCUUGAAGCUUAAACUGGAAGCUGUAGAAGCAGAGAAUAGGGUCUUGAUGGACCUCAGAGAUGAGUCUGAUGUAAAACUAAAAUCAGUAACGGAGGAGUUAUCUUCCAAGAUUGAGCUGGUGUUGUCUGAGAGUGAAAGCUUGAAGCUUAAACUGGAAUCUGUAGAAGAAGAGAAAAGGGUCUUGAGGGACCUCAGAGAUGAGUCUGAUGUAAAACUAAAAUCAGUAACAGAGGAGUUAUCUUCCAAGAUUGAGCUGUUGUUGUCUGAGAGUGAAAGCUUGAAGCUUAAACUGGAAUCUGUAGAAGAAGAGAAAAGGGUCUUGAGGGACCUCAGAGAUGAGUCUGAUGUAAAACUAAAAUCAGUAACAGAGGAGUUAUCUUCCAAGAUUGAGCUGUUGUUGUCUGAGAGUGAAAGCUUGAAGCUUAAACUGGAAUCUGUAGAAGAAGAGAAAAGGGUCUUGAGGGACCUCAGAGAUGAGUCUGAUGUAAAACUAAAAUCAGUAACAGAGGAAUUAUCUUCAAAGAUUGAGCUGUUGUUGUCUGAGAGUGAAAGCUUGAAGCUUAAACUGGAAGCUGUAGAAGAAGAGAAAAGGGUCUUGAGGGACCUCAGAGAUGAGUCUGAUGUAAAACUAAAAUCAGUAACAGAGGAGUUAUCUUCAAAGAUUGAGCUGUUGUUGUCUGAGAGUGAAAGCUUGAAGCUUAAACUGGAAGCUGUAGAAGAAGAGAAAAGGUGCUUGCAGUCAGAGAUUAUGAGCUUAUCAGGGAAGCUGCACAAAGAUGAGAGCACCAUAAAUAGCCUGAAAAUUAACUUUGAACAAAUAAAAGAGCAAUUAACAGCAAAAGAAGAUGAAGCUAAUUCUUUGGCCUCCCAAUUAGAGAAAGCCCAGCUGGUAGAGUUACGAGCACAAGAAUUGCUGACGGAUUUAGCAAAUGCGAAGAAUGAAAACUCUGAGUUGUUGGUUAACUAUGAAAGCCUGAAGCGUGAACUAGAAUCUAUGGAGAAGGAUACUUCCGUGAUUAAACAGAUGCUGGAAGCAGCAAAAGACGAAAACCAAUCAUUGGGAUUGGAAAUUGAUAGUCUAAAAGCUGAGAAAGAACAGCUAGUUGUUGAUAAAUCUCAGUUGGAGAUCCAGAUCAAUAAUAUGAAUCUUGAACUAGAGGCAGUGAAACACCAGCUAAAUGAUCGGAACAGAGAAUUUGGUGGUUUAGUGGAAGAAAAAGAUAAGGUGAACUUUGACAAUUCAAGAUUGGCUGAUGAGUUAAAGAAGGCUGAUGUUACCGUAAGAGAACUAGAGAAAGAGGUUGAACAGUUGAAAGAAGAAAACUCAGUACUAUAUCAGUGUAAAACCAAACUAGAGGAGUAUGAGAAGAUCGCUGAUUCAUGCAAGGCUGAAAUAGAACAGCUAAACUAUGUCAAUGCUAAGCUGCAGGUUGAACUUGAUGGUGUGAGUCUCAAACAGGAAAGAGCAAACAAGCAAUUGGAUGAACUGAACAAGGAGAUCGUGGAAUUACAAGAAGUAAAGAAUAGAACUGUCUCAGAAUUACUCGAGUCAGAGGCUCGUGUCAGGAAUCUUGAGAGUGAGUUGGAGCAACUGAGGGAGGAGUUCUCCAUUUUGCAGAAAGCUAAGGAUGAUUUGCACAGAAAUAAUACCAAUUUAGAUAGAAGAUUGGAAGAGAGAGGAAUCGAAGUAUUAUCCACUCAGGAGAAACUUGAUGCAAUGACAAUUCAUACAAACAAUCUCCAAAAGGAGCUUGAUUUGCUAUCCGCCCAAAAGAGUGAAGUGGAAGAGGAGGUGAAAAUAAUUAGUAGCAGAUGCUCAGAAAAUAUGCUUUUGAUGAAUAAUUUGGAAGAGAAACUAGCAAGCAAAAUUGUCAAUCAAGAAGCUCGCCUUGCAGACAUUGAAGGUUGUUUUAAUGAACUUUCUAAGAACUGUAAGCAACUAAAAGCUAGGUUUAGUGAGCUGGAGAUGAAGCUAGAGACUCUGGAAAAUCUUAGCAUAGAGCAGAAUAAAGAGAUAAGGAAGCUAGAGAACAGCCGCAAGGAACUUGUGGAAAAACUUAAAUUUUCUGAGAUUGAAAAGAAUGAUGCAUAUAAAGAGAUAGCAAAGUUGCGUGGUGACUUUGAAACACUUGAUUUCCAGCUUCGCCUAUCAAACCAGAAACUUAAAAUCACCGAAACCGAAAGCAGGGAUAAAGAAGAAACUUACAAGAGAUUGGUGACAAAUUUGCAGGAGAAAGAGCGGGAACUAGGAGAAGAAACACUGAUGUUUUGUCUGAGGUUGUCUUCGUUGGAAGCCCAGCUCACACAAACGAAUGAAGAUGCCGAGGUGGGUGUUUCAGCUUUGCGAAACCGAGUUAAUGAAUUUGAGUCAGUAUUUGCUCGGAAAUCUGCCCACUUCAUGGGCCGAUUACAUGAAUGCUUAGAGGAGCUAAAGAUCUUGAGAAAGAAAUUGGGUAAUCAUCUUCAUGAGAAGGAGGUACUAGAGAAUGAGAAAAAUGCGCUGGAAAUUAGAUUGAGAAAUAAAGAUCGGAUAAUCUCCAGCUUGAAGGAUGAGGCCAGGAAUGUCGAAGCUAAAUUGGCUGAAAAAGAAGAUGAAAUGGCAGCUAGGAAUGAAGAGAAAAGAGAGGCAAUAAGGCAGUUGUGCUUUUUGAUCGACUACCACCGCGAAAAUUGCAAUCAUCUUCGCGAGUAUGUCUCUGCAACACUCAAAAGAACCCGUCGCUAAUAGAUUAGUCCUUAGUCCCUGAUCUUUCCUAUAUUCCUUUUCGUCAUUCACUUUUAUAUUGGUUAUUGAGGCGAAUAGCAUUUGUACUUUGUUAGAAUGUACAAAUUGUGAAGUUGUUGUCUAUAAAUCGUUAGAACAUCAUUCUUUAAUAGCAUUAAGCUAUUAAAGUUAAGUUUUGAGAGAAUAAUGAUUGUUUCACCAUCUAA